AUGGCCGGCGCAAACAUUCGAGGCCUCAUGGGCAAGGGCGUCCCGCCGACGCCCACCUUCUUCUCCAUCCUACGCGUCGCCGUCAUGGUGCUGUCGCUGGCUGUGCUCGCCGCCUGCGCUUACAACCUGUCGCUGCUGGGCGGGCAGGCGAGCUAUGCCGGUCCGCCGGGCUUCAUGCUCUUUGUGUCCCUCUUCACUCUCCUCAUCCUGGGCGGCGCCAUGGCCCUCGAGCGCUUCGCGCCGCAGUUCUACUUCCGCCUGGCGCUGCUGAUCGCGUACGGCGUUAACGUGCUCUUCUGGCUUUCUGGGUGGGCGUGGUCGGCGAGCAUCGCGUCGCUAUUCCUGGGGAACACGUGUAUUGGAAGCACGUGCUUUGGGCCCACGACGGAGGAGACGCGGUACGGGGCGAGUAUGGCGGCGGCGGCGGGCGUUGGUGCUGUGAACUGGCAAGUCUUCAUUCUCGCUCUCUUCCGGUUGAGGGCAAUGCUAACGAGCGGCAGGGUCAUGAUGAUUGUCGUCCUCUUCUACUUCGUCAAGGGAUGUCUCGCGGACCCCGACUGCUACGGCAUCUCGACGGGCCACGGCGCUGAGAUGGGAAGCUUGAGUCUCAAGGCGGAGGGGAAGCAGCCUUCUCGGUCGUCGAACUCGGAGUAG
Molecule: messenger RNA, 654 nt
Organism: Colletotrichum aenigma
Lineage: Eukaryota; Fungi; Ascomycota; Sordariomycetes; Glomerellales; Glomerellaceae
Exons: 2
Coding region: 1-654 (217 amino acids)
Source: RefSeq, a predicted model, not a curated record